AUGUCCACGUCAAGCAUAUUGGUCGUGGGCUUUGGUGGGAUAGGAGCGAUCACGGCCUACAAUCUGGAAGCCGGUGGACUGGCAACCGUCACAGCUGUCCUCCGGUCAAACUACACUAUAGUCCGUGAACAAGGAAUUAAAAUUGACUCCGUUGAUUACGGCAGUAUUAUCUCGUGGAGACCAACACACAGUGAGUUGUGGCUCAGAGCCAUUCGCCGAACAUACGCCUGCUUAUAUUCACAGUCUCCAGUCAGUCGAUUCGAUUUCAUCGUCGUUUGUACCAAGAAUACGCCCGAUAUUCCUCCUACUGUGGCCGACAUCAUUGCACCGGCUGUUACUCCGGGCCACACGGCUAUUGUGCUGAUCCAAAAUGGCAUAAAUGUCGAGAAGCCCAUAAUCGCCCAUUUCCCAUCUAACGUCGUUAUCUCUGGGGUUUCCCGCAUGAGUGUACUUGAACCGAGUCGCGGAGUUGUUCAUCAACCAGGCCACGACCACCUGAUAGUUGGGGCGUUCAGGAAUCAUGACCUACCCAUUGAGGAGGAGCGCGCUGCUGCAAUCAAAUUCUGCAGUCUUUAUCAGGCAUCUGGGAAAGCGACUGUCGAAUACGAGGAGGAUGUGGCAUUUAUUCGGUGGCGAAAGCUGGUCUAUAACGUGUCAUUCAAUUCGCUCUGCGCAAUCACAGGAAUGGAUUGCUCGAGCAUUAAGGUUGCAAGGUCACCCAUCACCGAGCUCAUAUUACCCGUGAUGCUCGAAAUCAAGAGUAUUGCUCGCGCGGCGGGAGUAAAGCUGGCGCCCGAUCAGGAGGAGAUUUCGCUGGCAGCUGAUCCCCUAGACCGGCACUUCAAACCGAGCAUGCAACAGGACAUUGAAAAGGGGAAUUUCAUGGAGAUUGAAACCAUUGUUGGGGAGCCAGUCCGUGAGGCACAAAGAUUAGGCGUGCCAGCUCCGACCUUGACCACCAUCUACGCCUUGCUGAGAGCUCUUCAGGAGAGGAUAAAACAGCAAAAGCGAAUGGGGGAUAUACCGCGAUCGUGA
Messenger RNA from Aspergillus steynii IBT 23096, 1035 nucleotides. RefSeq names its product ketopantoate reductase family protein. Gene Ontology annotation, biological process: pantothenate biosynthetic process. Gene Ontology annotation, molecular function: 2-dehydropantoate 2-reductase activity. The record is from RefSeq and is a predicted model, not a curated record. Bases 1 to 1035 code for a protein of 344 amino acids. The transcript has 3 exons. NCBI's taxonomy places the organism in Eukaryota, Fungi, Ascomycota, Eurotiomycetes, Eurotiales, Aspergillaceae. Gene Ontology annotation, cellular component: cytoplasm.